Molecule: messenger RNA, 738 nt
Organism: Cyprinus carpio (common carp)
Lineage: Eukaryota; Metazoa; Chordata; Actinopteri; Cypriniformes; Cyprinidae
Product: retinol dehydrogenase 11-like
Source: RefSeq, a predicted model, not a curated record
AUGAGAGAGCUUUUCAGCAAAAGCUGGUCAUCUGAUAUUCAGUUAGAUGGAAAAACUGCUAUAGUGACUGGAGCAAACACUGGGAUUGGGAAAGAAACAGCCAAGGAUCUGGCAAAGCCUAUCCAGAACAGUGCACGGGUGAUCCUGGCCUGCAGAGACCUGCUGAAGGCAGAACAGGCAGCCAGUGACAUCAGCAGAGACGUGGAGAAUGCCAUCAUGGUGGUUCGGAAACUGGAGCGGGCCGACACACAAUCCAUCUAUGAGUUUGCUGAACUGAUUUACAACAGACAUUUCUUUCUUACGUUCCUCCUUAUGGAUCUCUUGAAGCAUUCAGCUCCUUCCAGUGUGAUUAAUGUCUCCUCACUGGCCCAUUCCAUGGGAAAGAUCCACUUUGAGGACCUGAACAGUGAGAAAGGCUAUCAUCCUGUGAAGGCCUACGUACAGAGCAAACUGCCCAACAUACUUUUCACGCGAGAACUCGCCACGAGAGUGGAAGAGAUGAGAGUGAGUGUUUAUGCUGUGGAUCCAGGCCUAGUAAAGACAGACAUCAUCAGGCAUUUGAAGAAGUCUCUGCAGUUGUUUGUAAAGACACGUGGUUUCCUGAUACAAACCCCUGCAGAGGGCGCAUAUAACACCCUAUACUGUGCCCUCACCCCUGACCUGCCCACUGGAAUCUACUACAGUAACUGUGCCAUGGUUCCAUACUCCCCUGCUGGGGAUUCGCUGGAAAUGAGAUGA